UCUUCGUUUUUCUUCCCAUUUUAAAACUCAUCAAAAAAGAAAAGAAAAAAAAAAAAACUGUCUCAGAUCUGAGGUGCCGUUGCUGAUUAGUUCAUCAGCUUGAUUGAAUCUGACGCCUAUUAUCGUCGCCGGCACCGAUCUGUUGCUUUAAAAAGAAAUGGAUAAUUUAAUUUCUCUUGUGAACAAGAUUCAAAGAGCUUGCACCGCUCUUGGUGACCAUGGAGAAGCAAGUGCAUUGCCGACUCUUUGGGACUCAUUACCUGCGAUUGCCGUCGUCGGCGGUCAGAGUUCAGGGAAGUCUUCGGUGCUCGAAAGCAUUGUCGGCAAAGAUUUUUUACCCCGUGGAUCAGGAAUUGUUACCCGGAGACCUCUGGUGUUGCAGCUUCAUAAGAGUGAUGAAGGAAGCAGAGAAUACGCUGAAUUUCUUCACCUUCCAAGAAAAAGAUUUACCGAUUUCGCUGCCGUCAGGAAGGAGAUUCAAGAUGAGACGGAUAGAGAAACUGGCCGAACCAAGCAAAUCUCCAGUGUUCCAAUUCAUCUUAGCAUAUAUUCUCCCAAUGUUGUCAAUUUGACUCUGAUUGACCUUCCUGGUCUUACGAAGGUAGCAGUUGAGGGUCAGCCCGAGAGCAUUGUGCAAGAUAUUGAGAACAUGGUUCGCUCUUACAUUGAGAAGCCCAACUGUAUUAUCUUAGCAAUUUCACCUGCUAAUCAAGAUCUUGCUACAUCGGACGCAAUUAAAAUCUCAAGAGAGGUGGAUCCUACAGGGGAGAGGACUCUUGGUGUCUUGACAAAGAUUGAUCUGAUGGAUAAGGGCACUGAUGCAGUUGAUAUAUUGGAAGGCAAAUCUUAUCGGCUGAAAUUCCCUUGGGUUGGUGUUGUGAAUCGCUCACAAGCAGAUAUUAACAAGAAUGUUGAUAUGAUUGCUGCUCGACGUAGAGAGCGUGAGUAUUUUUCUAGUACGCCUGAGUAUAGGCAUCUUGCUCAUAGAAUGGGUUCUGAGCAUCUUGCUAAGAUGCUUUCAAAGCAUUUGGAAACUGUUAUCAAGUCUAGAAUCCCUGGCAUUCAGUCCCUUAUUAAUAAAACAAUUGCUGAACUUGAAACCGAAUUGAGUCGCCUUGGAAAGCCUAUUGCAGCUGAUGCGGGUGGGAAGUUGUACACAAUUAUGGAGAUUUGCCGUCUUUUUGAUCAAAAUUUCAGAGAACAUUUGGAUGGGGUGUAUGUAUCAAGUCUUGUUUUACCUUCCUUAAUACACCUGUCUUUAACAUCAUUCAAUUUUGCUAAUUUUGUUAGAGAUUUUGUCUUGACUUUCAAUGUUGUUCACAGGCGUACUGGUGGUGAUAAGGUUUACAAUGUUUUCGACAACCAACUUCCUGCUGCUUUGAAAAGGUUGCAAUUUGACAGGCAACUAUCAAUGGAGAAUAUUAGGAAGCUCAUUACUGAAGCUGAUGGCUAUCAACCACAUUUAAUAGCUCCUGAACAAGGAUACCGUCGUUUGAUUGAAUCUACUUUAGUUACUAUCAGAGGUCCAGCUGAGGCUGCUGUUGAUGCGACUCAUUCCAUUCUGAAGGAUCUGGUUCACAAGGCUAUGAGUGAAACUCCAGAGUUAAAGCAAUAUCCUGCACUCAGAGUAGAGGUGGGAAAUGCUGCAAUUGAGUCUCUUGAAAGAAUGAGGGAUCAGAGCAAAAAAGCAACACUUCAACUGGUUGAUAUGGAAUGUUGUUACCUUACAGUUGAGUUCUUCCGAAAGCUUCCUCAAGACGUGGAUAAGGGUGGCAGUGCUACGCAAUCUAUAUUUGACCGAUACAAUGACUCCUACCUGAGGAGAAUUGGAAGUACAGUUUUGUCUUACGUAAAUAUGGUCUGCGCUACUUUGCGCCACUCGAUUCCAAAGUCCAUUGUUUAUUGUCAAGUCCGUGAAGCUAAAAGAAGCCUGCUUGACUUUUUCUACACGGAAUUGGGUAAACUGGAGCAAAAACGAUUAUCGGCAUUACUGAAUGAGGAUCCAGCAAUCAUGGAACGCCGAUCCGCUCUUGCGAAGAGACUGGAAUUAUAUAGGAGUGCACAAGCUGAAAUCGAUACGGUCGCUUGGUCCAAGUAAAGAGUGGGUAAAUUUAGAUCCAUGGGGCAUGGUAUUGGGAUCUGUUUUGUUGUAUUUUCGUUAAAGCAAUAUAUUUUUUACCAUAUUUUAGAAUCCAAACAUCAUUUGUUGUGUAUUCUGAGUUUCUUUAAAGCUGUAUAAUAUGCAUGUUUUGCCACUUUAUCCUUUAUGUGAAUUUUCAUUCAUUAAUUUAAGCAUCCGAACACAUUUUGGAAAUAA
Messenger RNA from Gossypium raimondii (Peruvian cotton), 2317 nucleotides. Its product is annotated as dynamin-related protein 12A. Gene Ontology annotation, molecular function: GTPase activity; GTP binding; microtubule binding. NCBI's taxonomy places the organism in Eukaryota, Viridiplantae, Streptophyta, Magnoliopsida, Malvales, Malvaceae. The record is from RefSeq and is a predicted model, not a curated record. Gene Ontology annotation, biological process: receptor-mediated endocytosis. The transcript has 15 exons. Gene Ontology annotation, cellular component: microtubule; cytoplasm; plasma membrane. Bases 158 to 2098 code for a protein of 646 amino acids.